AUGGGAGACUAUGGCGAUGCGAUGAUGCGCAACCAAAACGCCGCCGUUCAGGCUCGUACCAAGGCUCAGAACCGCGCCAAUGUCUUGCAACUUAAAUUGAUUGGUCAGAGUCACCCAACUGGUUUAACAGCCAACCUGCUCAAAUUAUUUGAGCCUCGUCCACCUUUGGAAUACAAACCACCUCCUGAAAAGAGGAAAUGCCCACCAUAUACAGGUAUGGCACUCUUUGUUAGUAAAUUUGCUGAGCCGGGUGAUCCACAAUAUGCUGCUCCUGUGCAGAAAAGUGAAACCCCAGCAGAGCGACGAGCUAGGAUUCACCAGAUGCGUCUGGAGGAGGGAGCCAAAAAGGCCGCAGAGAAUCUUGAGAAAUAUGAUCCAAAUAAAGAUCCAAAUAUGACUGGAGACCCAUACAAAACAUUGUUUGUCUCUAGGCUUAAUUAUGAGACCACUGAAAGCAGAGUCAAAAGGGAGUUUGAGGCAUAUGGUCCUAUUAAGCGGGUUCGUUUGGUUACUGAUAAAGAGUCAAAUAAGCCAAGAGGCUAUGCUUUUAUUGAAUACGUGCAUACAAGGGAUAUGAAAGCUGCAUAUAAACAAGCAGAUGGUAAGAAGAUCGAUAAUAGGAGGGUGCUUGUGGAUGUUGAACGUGGUAGAACUGUUCCGAAUUGGCGUCCCCGCAGGCUUGGUGGUGGUCUUGGAACAUCUCGGGUUGGCAAUGAAGAAGUUAACCAGAAGCAGUUAGGGAGAGAGCAAGUUCAAUCUGGUGGAAUAUCUAGGUCAGAGGAGCCAAGGGUUGAACGAGAGAGGGACAGAGAAAAAUCUCGCGAACGGGGAAAAGAAAGAGACAGAGAACGUGAAAGGUCCCACGACAGGCCUCGGGACCGCGAUCACCGAGAUGACAGGCACCACAGGGACCGCGAUCGGACCAGAGACCGAGACCGCGACCGCGACCGUGGCCGUGACCGUGAUCGAGACCACGAGAGGGACCGCGGCCGUGACCGUGGCCGUGAUCGGGGCCACCAUCGUGAGAGGGAGAGAGAGAGAGACGGGAGAGAUUAUGAAAACGAAGCCCAUGACCACAAUUACGAUCGUGGCCGCUCUCGAGACCGUUCUCGUGAUAGGGACUAUGACUAUGAUGAAGAUCGUGGUGACUCGAAGCGUGCAAGGAUUGAGAGGGAGGGAGGGGACUAUGGUGAAAAGGCCGAGCAUGGGCAGUAUGACUAUUAUGGGAGAGGACAGUAUGAUGAUUACGACCAGUAUGAUGAGGAUGGUGGGUACGGUUUUGAGCGGGCUGAUGCUUCUGGUUUGCAGGAGAGGGACCAUGGGCGCUCGGAUAGGUCUCGUUCUCGUGAGUAUUGA
Messenger RNA from Striga hermonthica, 1356 nucleotides. The record is from the annotation of a GenBank genome assembly. Lineage: Eukaryota; Viridiplantae; Streptophyta; Magnoliopsida; Lamiales; Orobanchaceae.